Molecule: messenger RNA, 3448 nt
Organism: Perognathus longimembris pacificus (Pacific pocket mouse)
Lineage: Eukaryota; Metazoa; Chordata; Mammalia; Rodentia; Heteromyidae
Gene: Sh3d19
Product: SH3 domain containing 19
Exons: 20
Coding region: 32-3172 (1046 amino acids)
Molecular function (GO): protein binding
Source: RefSeq, a predicted model, not a curated record
CGCACCGGGGCGCGGGGGCCGCGGCUCGCCCAUGGCCGAGGGCCGGCGGCGGGAGGACGAGGAGGAGGAGCUGCGCGAGCGCCGCGAGCUCGGGGGGCCGCGCCGGGCUCGGGGCCGGGCCAUCUCCAGCCACCCGGCCGCAGAUCGCAACGAACGAAAUAAACCAGAGCAUCGUUCUUCAAGCCAAGGACCUUUGUCAUCCAUCAGAGCAGUGAUCAAGAGAUCUUCUCGGACUUCUAUUCAGAGUGAACUUCAUCGAGAUAGGAGGCGCCCAGAGAUCACCAUUGUGGCUGCGGAGCCUUUGAGACCAGCAUCCUGGUUCCCAGGAGCCCCACCCCCAGGACUGGGGUUCCCCCCUACGCCAGCACCAGGCCCUUGGAGACCAAAUGAGCUAGUCCCUGCGGAGCUCCCCCCGUCGUAUGAGCAAGUCAUAAAAGAAAUCAACCAAGUUCAAGUUAAUACUACAAACAAUAACAAUGCUGCUGCCACGCCGCGGAGCACUAGCACGUCUGCCACUCAGACCGACUUUCCAGAAGAAAUAGACAACAGUCUGCCUCAAACACUACAGGCUUCUCGACAGCCUUCCCCGGCAGCCUCGCCCACCCAUCUCCAGACCAACACGGCCCCUCUAAUAGUCUUCGAUACUCCUGAGGAACAGAACUGUCCGGGAAACCCCAGUGCUACAAGAUGCCCAGUGCCAAGGCCAAGAUCAAAAAACAACCUCAGACCAGCAGCCAGAGAUCCUAACGUUAGAGAAAAAAGUCACCAGAAAAACAGCCCGGUGGUCCCAGAAGAGGUGUCAUUAUUCCCAGGCUGGUCCUCAUCUCUGCUGGACAGAACCGACUUGGACGGUCAGGCGGUGAUGUACACUAUGAACCCAGAACAAAGCCAAACCAGUAUUGUUUCGAGGGUCAAAGCAUUUGAGGGUCAGAGCAAUGCAGAAACCUCCCCGGCGCUGCCUAAGAAACCCGAAAUCACCCCCCGCACACUCCCUCCAAAGCCAGCCGUCUCCUCAGGAAAACCCUGCGUGGCCCCCAAACCAGCUGCUGGCACAGCUCCGGGAGACUGGGACACUUGGACUGAAAACAGACUCCAGGUGACCUCCAGGGUAGGGCUCCCCCCAUACUCGUCACCACAAGAAGCAGGAAACAUCCCCGUAACCAAACCCGAAUUGCCAAAGAAACCAACUCCUGGCCUUAUUCGAAGUGGUGGUAAUCAUGAGAUUUUGGGUGGGGGCCUCAUGGCUGAGAGCGCCGGCGUUGGGAAGAAAGUCCCAACCCCCGCCCCUCGGCCUUUGCUGCCCAAGAAAUCAGUUUCCUCUGAAAACCCCACCUGCCCUUCAGCGCCUCCAAAACCCGGCCCCGUUCCUCCCGCACUCUUGCUGGCAACACAAGCCAAAGCUUUCAGGUCAGCGGGAGAAGGAGCCCUGGCCGGUGCUCCCGCCCCAGCUCUGCCAAGCCGGCCCCUGGGCGACAUUGACCUCAUCAGCUUCGAUGACGAUGUUCUGCCCGCCUCACCCGGGAACCCGGCUGAAGAAGCUGUCGGUUCAGAAAUGGUUCUAGAUCCCUUUCAGCUCCCCACAAAAGCAGAAGCAACAAAAGAAAGGGCAGUUCAACCAGCAAUCACCAGGAAGCCGACUGUCAUUCGGAUUCCUGCCAAACCAGGAAAAUGUUUACUUGAGGAACCACAAAACCCACCUCCACUCCCUGCUGAAAAGCCUAUUGGAAAUACAUACAGUGCAGUGUCUGCAAAACUCAGUAAUGCCGACAGAAGUAGAAACGCGGACUCUGACCAUGCCAGUGAAUCAGGAGGUUUUGUGCGAGGACCCCCAAGGUUGCCACCAAGACCUGCAAAUGGCAAAGCCAUUCCAACUCGACGACCUCCUCCCAAAGGAGCCCCCGAGAGACCACCUCCCCCCAAACUUCCUGCCACCAAAACAGCAAAUAAAAAACUGCCUUUUAGUCGCUCGUCCUCUGAAAUGGAUCUUCAGAGAAAACAAAGUCACCUGGCGUCUGGCCUCUCGAAAGCCAAGAGUCAAGUCUUCAAAAGCCAGGAUCCGGUGCUACCGCCUCGCCCCAAACCAGGACACCCUCUUUACAAGAAAUACAUGCGUGGGGAUGUACCUGCGAUGCUGAAGCAGGCAGAAAAUAAUGACGUGGAAUGCCAAAGGGGAGAAGGCCCUGGCAGAGUUCACCUGUCUGAGAUGAAAAUGAUCACUCUUCUUGAUGAACAGCUUAGGAGCAGAUCCGAAGAGUCGGGCCAGGCCCAGAAGCCCGUUGGCAGUAGUGCUCCUCAUGCCGUCGUCCUUCAUGAUUUCCCAGCAGAACAAGUUGAUGAUUUGAACCUCACGUCUGGAGAAGUUGUUUAUCUUCUUGAGAAAAUAGAUACAGAAUGGUACAGGGGGAAAUGUAGAAACCAGACUGGUGUAUUUCCUGCCAACUAUGUCAGAGUAAUUGUUGAUAUUCCAGAAGGAGGAAAUGGGAAAAGAGAAUUGGGGUCGUCUCAAUGCGUUAAAGGCCCAAGAUGUGUCGCUCGGUUUGAAUAUAUUGGAGAUCAGAAGGAUGAGUUAAGUUUCUCAGAGGGAGAAGUUAUCGUUCUCAAGGAGUAUGUGAAUGAGGAGUGGGCGAGAGGAGACGUUGGAGACAGAACUGGGAUCUUCCCCCUGAACUUCGUGGAGCUCCUUGAGGAUGUUCCCCCUCCUGCUGCAAGUGUUUCGAGCACAAAGGUACCACCGAAGACCAAAAAAGAAGCUUCUGGCUCAAAUUCUCAGGAUAACAAUCUUUCUGAAGAAUGGUGCAAAGCUCUCCACAGUUUCACCGCUGAGACCAGCGAUGACUUAGCCUUCCAGCGUGGGGACCGGAUUCUGAUCCUGGAACGUCUGGAUGCCGACUGGUACCGCGGCCGGCUGCGUGACAGGGAGGGGAUCUUCCCCGCCGCCUUUGUGCAGCACUGUGCAGCUGAGGCAAAAAACGUGUGUGCCACAGGACUGAAGGCGAGGAAGGCCAAAGCCUUGUAUGACUUCCACGGAGAGAACGAAGACGAGCUCUCCUUCAAGGCUGGAGAUAUAAUCACGGGGCUGGAAUCUGUGAAUGACGAUUGGAUGAGUGGAGAACUGCUGGGAAAAUCCGGGAUCUUUCCCAAAAACUACAUCCAGUUCCUACCGGUCGGCUAAAGGCGAAGCGCGGCGCUUCCUGGACGCGAGACUCCACUUGAACUGUCUCACGCUGACUAUCAGAUUUGUUUUUGCACUAUCCUUUUUUUUUUUUUAACAGAAAAGAGAAAUAUCUUAAGGUGUCCAUGGUACAGGAGAAUUUUCUGGAAGCAGAAACCUUGAUUUUUGUAGUUAGCAUUGUGGCAGUGUGUACGUGGAAACCAUGCGGGAAGAAUCUAGAAAGCGGACUCUCGGCUGGGGUUAGCAGGGCGGAUGCACCCCCCCCCCCCCCCGGGA